This is a messenger RNA of Pestalotiopsis fici W106-1, 7122 nucleotides long. RefSeq lists its product as uncharacterized. Gene Ontology annotation, cellular component: cell cortex; mitochondrion. The record is from RefSeq and is a predicted model, not a curated record. Gene Ontology annotation, biological process: dynein-driven meiotic oscillatory nuclear movement; maintenance of protein location in cell cortex; establishment of mitochondrion localization. Lineage: Eukaryota; Fungi; Ascomycota; Sordariomycetes; Amphisphaeriales; Sporocadaceae. The transcript is spliced from 3 exons. Gene Ontology annotation, molecular function: tubulin binding; phospholipid binding. The coding region runs from base 1 to 7122 and encodes 2373 amino acids.
AUGGAUCACAACGACCCCUUCGGUACGGAUGAUUACUCGCCGGAUGACAGAGAACCCCGGCAUCGAUACUCGACUUUCGACACUCAGCUCUUUGCUCUCGGAAGCAAUGCCUCACCAGCCCAAGCAAAACGAGCCUUGGAAGCACAUCUUGCAGAAACAGAUCGGCGGAUGGAGGAAGCUGGAAAACUAGGUACCGCUUUGGUGCAACAGCGCAAGCAGCUCACGCAGCGGAUAGAGGAGAUUGAAAAGCUCCAUGCCGAGGCCGAGCUGUCUCAAGACUUGAGAGAGAAACUGGCCGAGAUAGAACGAGAUUACAAUGAUGUUGCAAGAGAGAGUGCGAAAGCGUUUCUUCCCAAGCCCAGAGUUCCUAGCAAUGAGGCCGCUGCUGCAUCAGGGGAAAGGCGCUCAGUUAGUCCCUCCAAAUUUGAAGCACAAGGCGGCUCACCGACCAAACUUACUUUGCCAAAUCGAAAGCUCCGGAACCAGCCAGCUAAUCGGGUCCACGACAUUGAGUUUGCUGCCGAAAUCAGUCAAUCUCUCAUUGUGCAAGUCAGGAAUCUGCAAGCCUUGCUCUCAGAGAAAGAGGAGGAACUCAAAGAUGUCAAGAUUGAGAAAUCCAAACUCGAAUACGAUGCGGAAUCGUUUCAGCAACGCCUCAAGUCUUUGGACGAAAGCCAAAAUCGAUACAAGGAUGAAAAUUGGAGUCUCGAGACACAGAUUCACGAGCUGUCUGCAGCACAAAGAGAAUCAGCAGACCGCGAGAAGAAGCUACAGCAAACCGUCAGCAUUCUGCAAGCAGAGAAGAACACUACCCAACGAGAACUAGAUGAGGUUAAGCUCAACCACUCCAAGUUGGCAGAGGAGCAUGCCGCAGCCGUGAAGCAUCACGAUACCGAGCUUGGCGCCGCAAAGAGGAACAUUGUUAUCGCCGAGUCCGAGCGGACAGCGCUAUUGCGGAAGGUCGAAGAUUUGACAGGGCAAAACCAGGAACUGGCCAAGGCAGUCUCGGCUCAGAGGGGCAGGGCACUUGAUCGACCCGAAGCUCAUGGAACCAGUGAUGAGGAUUUCCAAACCGCCAAUGACAAUGAUACCCCCGAACACUCUCCUCCGCCUUCGCCGAUCAAGGGCACGCCUCGCCACUCAUUGCUUGAAUCAGAAACGCUCAAGACCUCGCUGUCUCAUGCUCAACGCACUAUUCAGAGCUUGAGGACCAAUGUUCAUCGCGAGAAGACCGAGAAGCUCGAGCUUAGACGCAUGCUCCAAGAUGCGCGUGACGAGCUCGAAAAGGUUCGGGCCGACCCUAUGCCAAGCAGCAAACGAGAACGUCCCAGCAAAGCUACAUCUCGCGAUUUCAAAAAACCGCCGCGAUUACUUGGUGCCUUGCGAAGUGCUCGCAGCGAAAUCUUUGCACCAGCCGAGGACCCCGAAUGGGAAGACCAAACUCCCGGUUCCAGCCCCGAUCAGACAGCUGCCAUAAAACGCCGGCCAAGCCAAGUCUCGCCUGUCAUUGAAAGUGUCGAGACCGAUAACUUCGAAACAGCCAACGAGACUAGCGAUCAAGCGUUUGAGACUGCUAAUGAGCGAGAUGUCGAGACUGACGAUUUCCACACUGUCGCAGAGGAGUUCUCUAGCGAUGAUACCCAGACUGAGACUGAGAGCCCCAGCAAGCGUGCUACCUUGAGAGCAAGACCUCCACUUCAACCCUUAGGCCACGGGCGCAACAACUCAAUACACAGCACUGCUUCCACCGAGGAUGAAUAUGGAUUCGAUGACAGUCGUCCCUCGUCAUCCCACUUUCCUCCACUGCAAACCAAGUUCCCACUCCGUCUUGGUCGUGGAGCUCGUCGCCGGUCAAGACAAGGUAGCGAGGAUACGAUCUUCCGGGGUAGCUCUUCAGCCUUUGCCAAUGAAUCAAACCGAACUCCUCAACCGAAUCAGAGUCUCGCAGCUGAGCUGGGUGAUUUCGAUGGUAGCGACAAUGACUCCAACUUGUCAGCGACACCUAGCAAACGAAGCAUUCGCCUGUCUAGGCCUGGUUCGAUGAGGGGUCCCACUGCUUCGCCUCCUCCGCCAAUGCCCUAUCAACGCAGAAAUACCAUGGUUGAAAGUGGCACGAUGACAGAGCCCUUUAUAGAGUUUGCCCCGAGCUUUUCCUUCAACGCCGCUACCUCUGCACGACCUGCAUCCGCGCAUACAGUCGUCAGCCGUGUCUCAGAUAUCAGCGAUACUGGAACUGCGUAUUUGGAUGAGAGCCAUGCCAAGUUUCCAUCUUCUCCUUCAUCUGGAAAACGGGACUUUGCAGUAUCCAAUGUCCACGCUAAUGACCUGGCUCCUAUCGAGGAGACUGACAUGCACAUUGCUGAACUAGAGCAGCUCAGGGAGGCACACGCCAAACAGAUUGAAGAGUUGCAUUCUGAGAGGAACGCAGCUCACGUGUCCGCUUUGGCAGCUCUUGAAGCACAGCAUGCAGACUUGAUUGACCGCGCCAUAGCUGAAGCACGAUCGUCUCAUGAACGGGAGCUAGAGAUCCUCAAAUCUGACCAUAGCAAUGACAAGAGUGGUGCCCUCGCGGCUGCCCAUGAGGCUCAUGCUCGAGAGCUCGAGACACUCAGAUCAAGUCAUGCAGACGACAAGACCACUGCCAUCGCAGCGGCCAAGGCAGCGCAUCUGCAUGAGCUGGAAAAGCUGCAGUCCACGCACAAUGCAAAGAUUGCUCAGGCAGAGUCCGACUACCAGGCAGCUCAUGAUCGUGAAUUGGAAGCCCUCAAGGCUAGUCACGCUCAACAGCUCGAGGUCGCAACCAAUGCCAGCAAAGAAUCCCAUGCUGCCGAGUUGGAGUCUCUCGCUGCAGCACAUGCUGCCCAAAUUGAGCGCGCCAGAAAAGAAGUCAGCGAUAGUCAUGCACAGGCUGUGGAAUCCCUUAAAGCUGGCCACAACGCACAAGUCGAGCUCGCCAUGCAGAGCAGCGACGCCGCCCACGCGGCUGAUCUAGAGCGCCUCAAGGCUUCGCACCUCGAUCAGAUCAAACAAGUCAGAGAUGCCAUGAAUGCCGACAUUGAGCAUUUGAGGACUUCACAUCUUGCACAGCUCGAGCAAGUCAGGGGCGACGUAAGCGCUAGCCAUGCGCAAGAGCUCGAAGCUCUCAAGGCCACCCAUACUAGCCAGGUUGAGCAGCUCAAGAAGGACAACGACGCAGCUCAUGCUGCUGAGCUGGCAGCUCUCGCCGCUUUGCAUGCCAAGCAAUUGGAUACGUCUAAUGCUGAUAAUGAAGCUAGACUUGCUAAAGAAUUGGAUGUAUUGGCUACUUCUCACCGCGAACAGCUGGAAACUUCCAGAACAGAAGCCGAUGCCCAACUCACCAAGCAGCUCGGUGAUAUCAAGGCUGCACAUGCUGAUGAGCUGAGUGCUCUGCGAACAGAGAGUGAUGCUAAGUUGGUCGCUGAGCUGUCAGCGCUCAAGUUGGCGCACAGCAAUGCGUUGGAAUCUUCACAAGCAGAAGCUGAGAACAAAUUGGCACAAGAGAUUCGCACUCUCCAAGGCGAACACGCGAGACAAUUAGAAAAUGUCAAGUCAGAGGAGGCUGCCCGCCUGGCCCUCGAGACCGAAUCCCUUCGGGCUGCUCAUGCUAGGAAUCUUGAAGAGCUCGAGAAGGAGAAAGACAAGGCGCAUGCAUCUGAGUUGGCAGCACUAAACAAGACUCAUGCGGCACAACUCGAGCAGUCUCUAGCCAAGCGAGAUGCUGCUCACUCUGCUGAACUCGCGGCGCUGGCCAGCACACACGACAAACAGCUGGCAGUGGCUCGUUCGGAGGCGGAGGCCACAUUGGCCCGUGAGCUUGCAUCUCUCAAGGGCUCCCAUGCCAGUGAGCUCGAAACCAUCCGAAGUGAGCAUGCUGCAACGCACGCCAAAGAAUUGGAGACCUUUGAAGCGGCUCUCGCUAAGCAGCUCGAGUCGACCAAGUCUGAAGGCAAUGCAGCACACAACGAGCAAAUCCAGGCGUUGAAGGCGGCUAAUGCUGAGAUCGUUGAUGCGCACAAGCGUGACAGUCAACAAGCUCUGGAAAAGGCACUGGAGUCUGCCAGAGCCAGCCAUGACCGAGAACUCGAGAACCUCCGCAGUGAACACAUGGCUACCCAGUCAAGGCAUACAGACGAAUUGAGCUCCAAGCAUGCUGGUGAAUUGGCCGCUUUGGAAGCCGCGUUGGUUGCUGCUAAGGCCACGGAGCUUCAAGCUCUUUCUUCUCAACAUGACCAGCAUGUAGCUUCUGUUGAAGAUGAACAUGUCAAGGCCAAGGCAGCCGAACUCAGCAAGCUGACUGAACGCCAUGAGAAGGAACUUGAAUCAGCCAAGGCCGAAGCUGCUGCCACAAAGACGAAGGAAUUGGCAGCCCUGACCUCAAGCCAUCAACAAGAAAUUGAACUUCUGCGUGCCGAAGGCGCGUCUUCCAAGGACAAGGCAUUCCAAGAGCUCGUCUUCAGUCAUCAACAGGAGAUGGAGUCUCUUCAAGCUACGGCGUCUGCGUCGCGAGAUGUGGACCUUAAAGCGCUCUCGUCCCGGCACGAGGAAGACAUUGCCGCUAUCAAGGCCGAGGCUGCCACGUUGAAAGCCCAAGAUAUGGAGAGCUUGAAGGCGACCCAUACCGAGACGAUCAAGUCACUCAAGGCUGAGCAUGAAGAUGCAGUUGCCAAACUCGCUGCCGAGCUCGCCGCAAGUCAUGCUCUAGCACUGGAAACUCUCCGUUCCGAACAUGAAACUUCAAGAAGCGCCGACUUGGGAGAACUAGACGCAAAGCACAUUCAGGCUCUAGAUGAUCUUCGUCGCGACCAUGAAGUAUCUCGCAACCAAGCACUGGACCAGCUCAAAUCGGAACACUCUGCAUUCCUUGCCACUGUACGCACAGAUCAUCAAUCCUCAAUGGACGCCGCCAUCGAGGACCUUCAAACAAGUCACGCCAAGGCCGUUGCUUCUCUCAAGGACGGCCAUGCCACAUCCCUCCAAGAAGCUUUGUCUGCCAUUCAAUUCUCCCAUGCGACUGAGCUAGCAAGUCUCAAGUCUGCUAGUGAUGCUGCCCUUGUGGAUGCAUUGGAGAAGGCCAAUACUGAACAUGCGCAUGCUUUGGAGGCACAACAAGCGCAGAGUUUGGCAGAGCGUGAUAGGCUCCUCGCUAGCCAUGCACAGGAGCUUGAGGACCUCCGAAAAGCACUAACCUUGAUACCACCAACACUGGGCUAUUCGGCGAUGAGCAGCAUCGAAACAGAACCUAUUGCGGAGCCAGAAUCUCUUCGCAGCCCUAAGCGGGAUGCCUUCAUUCUCCCACGAGACCUAACCCACCCACAAACGCCACCGUACUCGACCACUGGGGUCAUGGGCAAGAAGAGCAAGGGUACUGAUACGCCAAUUAUUGCUGAAGACGAGACGCGCCAAUCCCCAACCGCCACCAACAACAGCCCAGAGACGCCCGAAUCUCAAAGGCCCUUUAAGGAGAUGUCCACAAACACCGACGUCCGCCCAGCUCGAAGAACCGUGCUCCCCACGGCGGAUCACGGCGCUCAGACGGCACUUACGUCAGAUGGCAUCGACAAGCUGCUCUCAAAGACACAACGUCGGGGUUCGCAAGACUCAAUGACACUUGGUGCAACAGCCGCCGAGAUUAUCAUCACUCCCUCUGACGAAAGGUCCUACUUGGGAAUAUACAAUGACCAGCCACAAGACAAGGGCAAGAAUAUCGCUGGGGCUGCCAACUCUGUACCUGCACGACGACCUGGCAGUUCAAGCAGUGCUCGAGGUUCCCAGCAAACCGCGCCACCACUUCCAGCAAAUCACAGAGAGGCCAUUGAAGCUGCGCGAACUGGAUCAUCGCAUGGGACCAAGACCGCUAUGGGACCGCCCUUGCUGCCAGCAUCUGCCUACAAGAACCCCCGCGAUCGACCGCAGUCACCUCUGUCUGGGCGUGGCACUCCCACUCCUCGGGCCACUAGAACCGGCUCGACACAAGGUUUGGCUGACGUACAAUCUUCUGCCAAGUUGAGCGUCCGCAGCCGACAGUCUUCCGUGUCAUCAUUUGCUUCAGAGAUCGAGUCCAGAUUUAAUAUCAGGAAUGAGAUGGGUAUCGGAGCUUCCAGCUUUGCUGGCCCCAACACAGAUCCUCGCAUGAUCCAGGCCAUCACACAAACCAUGAUUGGUGAAUAUUUGUGGAAGUAUACUCGCAAAGCGGGCCGUGGUGAGAUGUCAGAGAACCGACAUCGAAGAUACUUCUGGGUUCACCCCUACACCCGCACACUGUACUGGAGUGACCGCGACCCAGCAGUCGCUGGCCGCUCCGAGCUCCGAGCCAAGAGCAUACCUAUCGAGGCUGUCCGAGUGGUUGCUGAUGACAACCCCAUGCCACCUGGAUUGCACCGCAAGAGUCUGGUCAUCGUCUCCCCGGGACGUACAGUCAAGUUCACCUGUACAACAGGUCAGCGCCACGAGACCUGGUUCAACGCACUAUCGUACUUAUUGCUGCGCACUGGCGAUGAGAGCCAUGCCGACGCUGAAGACUUGGCUGGCAACAUUACUCAAGAAGAUGUGGAUGAGUUCAACCCUCCGUACGGAGCGAGUGCAGUCAAUGGUAACCGACGUGCGCCACCGUCUCUCUCGUCGUACAACUCCAGGACUACGCGAAAUGAGUCUCCCAAUCUUGAAGCCUCCAUGACCAUUCCGACCUUGACACCCACGCGUGAGAGGGAUUCGGCUGUCCGUCCGGGCACACUCGGCAGACUCAGCGGCUACUUGAACAGGACAAGCACGUCGGGCAGUAUCUUCAGCACUCUGAGAAGCAGGAGCCACGGCCCUCCAGCUGCUCAUGGCAGCGCAAUCUACGAGGCGAGCGAGGUCAAUGAUAGUGCUGAAGAACUGCGGCAAAUAAUCGAACAACAGGAGAGGGAGUCUGACAGACUCGAGAAUGUUCGAGCAUGUUGCGAUGGCAAACACGACGUAGGAACACUAUCUCGCAGCUCCAAGCGAAACCGCUCGGCCCAUGGUCACAGCCACAAUCAUUCGCACUCACACUCGCACUCACACUCACACCCUGAGCAAUCUACCACGCCGACACCUAUGAGCACUAUCAAAGCUAGAUCAUAA